Messenger RNA from Spodoptera litura, 2266 nucleotides. Its product is annotated as ubiquitin-conjugating enzyme E2 W. Lineage: Eukaryota; Metazoa; Arthropoda; Insecta; Lepidoptera; Noctuidae. The record is from RefSeq and is a predicted model, not a curated record.
AGACUACAGAGUUAAAUUUUUCAACUAGUAACAUCAAACGUCUAAUUGGAUUACAAUGGCGGCUAUGUCCCCGUCUGAGCGGAGAUUACAGAAAGAACUUAUGUCCCUGAUGAAGGAACCGCCACCAGGAGUCACCGUAGACGGAGAUCAGGCCAGCCAAAAUCUAACACUGUGGACAGUACACAUGGAAGGCGUUCCCGGCACUCUAUAUGAAGGCGAAAAAUUUGUAUUGCAGUUUAAAUUCACAAACAAGUACCCAUUCGACUCUCCUGAAGUAACGUUCAUAGGCAACAACAUACCGAUACAUCCGCACGUGUACUCCAACGGACACAUCUGCCUGUCGAUACUGACGGACGACUGGUCGCCGGCGCUGUCCGUGCAGUCUGUCUGUUUGUCCAUCGUGUCCAUGCUCAGUAGCUGUAAGGAGAAGAAACGGCCACCGGAUAACUCAUUUUACGUUAAGACCUGCAACAAAAAUCCUAAGAAAACGAAAUGGUGGUAUCACGAUGACUCCGUCUAACAAUAUACCGCGUCGCUGUAUCGAGCAUGGACGAUAAAUCUCAGUAUGUGUUAAGUGUUAUAACUAUACGGUAUGUUAUUGUAAAAUGUUAUGUACAUACGACGCGACACGCGACGACACGGCCGACCGCGCGAGCACCGCGGCGAGCAGCGAGCUGGCGAGCUCGCAACCUAGCGAGUGGCGACGCUAAAUUACCGAGUAACACGAAGCUGGGACAUAUUGAACGUUUGGGUAAAUACAUACAUAGUACAAUUUACUAUCAGCUCCACUGUACAACUAGCUGGCUAACGACCAUGUGUAUAAUAUGUUUGUGUCCAUUAAUUAUACUCGUCCGACCCCUCGGACCACGGCGCCACCUGAUUAUAUUGUAAACCAAUGAGUACAUUGUGUCGGCUAAUGUUUGUAACACUCGUUGUAAUUAUACUCAGUUUACCCAGACUGUUCAAUGACGCAGGCGUAACACCAGCGACAGCUCCCUGCAUUGGAAGUGUACACAUAGUUCGUUGUCCAAAUCACGUAAUAAUGGUGUACGGUAUCAAAUCUUAUGAAUAAUAUGAACUGUGAACGAGUGGGGAGAGUGAGGAGUGCACGCGCACGCGCACUGGACGCGGCGAGCGGGUCUAUGUCUCACCAGCAGAUAGUUUGUCAGUGCUAAAUUAACGAUAUACUGUAAGUAGAGUAAUAGGGUAUCAAAUGAUUAUGUACCGCAUACCGGAGUCUUGUUCACGCGUCACUCAUCCUUUGUUUACUUGUAUAUAAAUUUGAAUUUUUACUAUUAUUGUGAUUCACGAAGCUGACUGCAGGUAACUCAGUACUCACGCUAUGUCACUCUAUGGUAUUGGUUCACAGCUGGCUCCGACGAUAUCUACGUAUCAUGAGGCUUCACGAGCAUUUACUUUGAAAUGUGACUACAAUCGAUUUAUUGAACGCAUCAAAACACCAUUUAGCUUGUUAACUUACAUUUCUGCAAAUGCUUCGAGAAUUUUAGUCAAAAACAUCUGUUCAUAUUAUGUAGUUGACUAUUUAGCCAGUCAUAUAAUUUUCAUAGGAUAUUUUGUGAGCAUAAUGGAAUGCAAUAAACUUCAAUAAUUUAUGUUUUUAUAUUUGUAGAUAAAUAUUCUAUGUGAUGAUGAAUGUAAUUUUGUAUGAAAUUUUAUUUACGUAUGUCAAUGUCAAUAAAGGAUUCGUUGAAUCAUAGACUAAAAUAUACAUAUGCAAGGUAGUUAUAUUCUUUGUCAAUCUGUUGAGUGAGGUGCUUCUAAAUGGGCCAUAUUUUUGUGCAACUUGCUGGCAACAUUGCAAUAUUCUGGCCAUCCAAAUAUAUUUGGUAUGACCACGUGUGGCCGGUAUGGUUGCGUAAAUAGUUAGUUGCAGUGGGAUAUUGCGCGUUUAGAAGCAGCUUUACAUCGUCCUAGUGGAGGCUGGGCACCGCGUCCUACUAGUCUACUACAAAGUAUUGUCAAGUGUUUCACUGCACGGUUACAAACUAUACGGUUUCUGUAAAUUGAUAUCGCGAUAUAUUUCACUAUAUUUUGCCGGUGCUAUUGAGAUCUCGAUGGGUUCACAAAAUUAACUUUCAUUUAUUGAAGAUGGCAACAUUUCGCAUUAGGUUAGCAACACAUUCCUGUAUUAUUAGAUGAAAAAUUGCUGGGUCAUGUCUACCUUAUGAUUUACGGAAAUGCAUUAUAAUUGUGUAUUAUGAAACAACCCGCUUAAUUUAUUGAAAUAAAAAUAUAGUUAAACAUG